Corythoichthys intestinalis (scribbled pipefish) is the source of this 8293-nucleotide messenger RNA. It is a transcript of the gene rnf19b, whose product is annotated as ring finger protein 19B. The record is from RefSeq and is a predicted model, not a curated record. Gene Ontology annotation, biological process: positive regulation of proteasomal ubiquitin-dependent protein catabolic process; ubiquitin-dependent protein catabolic process; protein polyubiquitination. Lineage: Eukaryota; Metazoa; Chordata; Actinopteri; Syngnathiformes; Syngnathidae. The transcript has 12 exons. Bases 5652 to 7808 code for a protein of 718 amino acids. Gene Ontology annotation, molecular function: zinc ion binding; ubiquitin protein ligase activity; ubiquitin conjugating enzyme binding. Gene Ontology annotation, cellular component: cytoplasm; ubiquitin ligase complex.
AUUUGGCACAAAAAUGGCAUUUGUUCAUACAUAAGCCGCACUGGACUAUAGGCCGCAGCUGUCCUCACUGUAUUAUGGGAUAUUUACACCAAAAGAUAUUAACCCGUAACACUUUGUUUGACAGCGCCAUCAUAUGACUGUCGUAAAACCAAAUGAACCACCUUGAAGCUUUGAACCAAUUGGCUGCAAAGCUUCAUUGCUUCAAGAGGCGUCAUUUAGCCAUCCCUGCUCCCUUAGGGGAGACAUUCAACCUCUGCUGCCAAAGCUGUUGUUGUCCAACAUGCCUCCUAGCAUGCAUUGCAGCGCUACAGAUGUAAAUAAUAAAAAUUCAUGUUCUGUGCUAAUUAGGUCUUCAAUUACUGUUCCAGUUUUUUCAUUAACUGCUCAUUAUGGUAUUUGGUAAUACUUUAUUUGACAGUGGAGCCAUAAGACAAUUAUAAUUACGACAUGACGCUGUAAUUAGCAUAUAAUGAAUGCUUAUGACAUGUCAUUUAGUGUUAUAUGGCAAAUUAUCUCACUUUUCAAUGGAUGUAAAAGAUCCAAGCUGGACAUUAAAUGGAGUAAGUGACAUAAUUUGCCGGAUGACACUUAAUGACAUCUAUCGUAAGCAUUCAGUAAUGCCCGUGAUUGUCAUGUCAUAAUGAUGACCGUCUUAUGACAGUCUUAUGACGGCGACGGCGCUGUCAAAUGAACUGUUACCUAUAAAUAAAAAAAUAAGCUGCACUGGACUAUACAUUGCAGGAUUCAAAACGAAGGAAAAAAGCGGCUUAUAGUUGGAAAAUUACGGUAAUAUAGAGUAUAGGCCAAAGGUUUUGACACACCUCAUUCAAUGCAACACAAAUGAAGGUCCAGUCCCAUUGAUAAAAGCAAGAGAUUUGACUAAUUAACCCUGAUAAGGCAUACUUGUGAAUUGAAAACCAUUUCAGUUGACUACCUCUUGAAGCUCAAUGAGAAAAUGCUAGGAGUGUGCAAAAAUGUAAUUGGAGCACAGGGUGGCUAGUUUGAAGAUACAAUUUUUUUUUUUAUUUAUUUUUUUUUUUUUUUAAAUUCAUUUAGCCUUUUCUUUGCUAUGUACAUCAUUCCAUACAUGUUCAUUCAUAGUUUUAUUACUACCUUCAGUGAAAAAUUACAAUGUAAAUAGUCAUGAAAAUAAAAUGCAUGACUGAGAAGGUGUGUCCAAACUUUUGGCUUGUACUUUAACAUAUAAAAUGGACAAAUGUAAAUUGAUAAUUGGCUGUGAAUGAGCCUGAGUAACUAUAUCUGGUUUGUAUCUUUUAGUGGAAAAGUUUUCAACGUUACAGUAUAUGGAUUUAAUGCACACUGUACGACCAUUUUUGUCCUUGUAAUCCUGUUUUUAACAAGUGAACAAAUGUGAAAGAGAAUUCCAUGACAUUUUUUUGUCAAAAUGUCAUUCAUUUAAUCUGCUUAUCCCUUGACCUACAGUAUAUGCCUUGUCUGGCAAAAUAAGAUUUUUUUUUUUCCCAACUGGUUGCCAGAAAUAAUUUUAAGAUGUACCACAUCAUUUAAUGUUGAAUGAACAAAUCUUGAAUGUGAAUUCGCUGCUAAAUAUUCCGGUCAAAAUGGAUUGGAUGUCUACCACCGUCAAUGACACUCAAGCAAGCUCAUCCUCUAGCAGUUCCAGGGCCGGAACUUGGGGUGGGUGCUGGGGGUGUGACUGCACCUGGACCAGACCCUUUAAUUUCUAGUUAGUGGGUGUGGUUGGGCGCAAAAAAUCUGGAAGAAGAAAUCUUCUGGCACACCACAAACUAAAAAUGUUCCAAAAUGACUUUCUGUACAGUAUAAGUAAUUAUAAUUCUCAAUACUUAUUCAGUUUGAUAUUUGGUGGAACGUGAGACAUAAUGGAGUAGGUUUCGUCUCAUCCCCGGUGAAAGUUAAUCCAAACAAAAGUUUUCACUGUAUUGCCUUGCCUUUGAGCUGUGUCUUCGCUUUUUAAUUUAAAUUUUUAAAAAAAAUUUUUAACCACGACUCCUGCUAGUGUAGUCGCCUGCACACGACUGAGAACUUUCCACCUGCUCCUUCGUUCCUACUGCAACUUCGCCCGACGACGUCCGCGUGCUGUUAACAAGGCUGAGUGUCCUUCAAAAUACCGUCAAGGGCCACCUUAAUAUUGUUAUAAAUUAUAUAUAUUUUAAAAAUUCUCGCGGCACACCAGUUGAAAAACACUGGGUUAGCUGAUGCGCGAAGCUCUAAUAUGAUGUGUAAAGGCCGUGUUCAACUAGCAGCAGCCUAGUGUGAAGGGUCCAGCGGCAACCCAUUUAUUGUGUAAGUGGGAAGGGAUUUUUUGGGUGAAAGUGAGUGGCGCCCGGCCGUUUUGGGGAGAAUGGCAAGUUUGAACGAAUUUGCACCAAGAGGCGGGGCCCAAAAUGGAGUCUUAUUCCAUUUUCAGACUGCCGCCUCGCGGAUGUCAACUUAUCCAAUAGCAGAUGGGCAGGCGUAUCUGUGCUAUCUGACUGUUUCGGCGGCCGGAUAUACACAAACCACGGCCGACGAAACCUUGAUAAAUGCGCUUUUUUAAAGAUUUGCGAGCUCUGGGACUCUCGAGAAAUGACUGUCAUACCUCUCCUUGCUAAGCUAAAUGGUAUCUCCAUGUGUUUGUUUCGAAUUGUAGUUCACAAACAACAAAAAACACUUCACCUUCUCACUGGAACUAGUAGAAAUCUUUACACCAGGGGUCCCCAACGUUUUUUGCACCACGGACCAGUAUUAUUUGAGUCUUUUUUUCCACGGACCGGUAUUCUGACAAAUUUUGCAACCCGUCAAAAAUUGCAACGGUGCUGUUCUGCGCAUGCGCGUAACGUUAAACAUAGCCGCAAAAUGCGCAAAUGCAGCAAUUUUAAAGUAAACACUAAACUUUCUUGAAAGAAAAGAAUAUUAACUUACGUUUGAUCAUGGAAGGACUUUUAGAAAAGUUCUCUUCAGAUACAUCCUGCCAUGUAAGCUGCACACAACAACUUCACACCGCUCUCGCCAUUAACGACUUCGUCUUGUCGUUAAACAUUAAUUAGGAAAGCCCGCUUCACAAAGAUACGAUGUCGGAAAUUGUAGCAAGGUUUUCAAUGUAGCGAUGUCAGGAUAUUCCAGAAUGACUUUAAUCGGUAGAGUUGUUGUCUCAAAUGUACAUUUAAUAAGGUCGCCGUCAGUUGCGAUCUCUACAACUUCAUCUUACUGUUGCACAAACAUGCUCGAAUUACUCGGUUUAUUCACAAACGGGUCAUGAAUCCACUCCUUCGCAGUUCGUGGGUCUUCGAGGUUGUAGGCUCGUCAGGUGCCCUUUACGCCGUAAAAAUAUCUCCAAAUACGUCUGUUUUCCAGUCAUCUUCGCUCGUGUGGGGGCGAAUCAUUUCCGUGUUAAAUGUGCUGCGCCCGCGGCCUAGCAAUACGUUAUUAUGGAGGACAAGCGCACAUAGAUAUAUUAUAUACAGAAACAAGAUGUUCUGUUAGCCGUCCAAUCAAUGGAUUUCUAUGACGACAUUAUAGUCUAUCCCAUAGUAUUAUAUCUAGAGUAGACAGGGAUAUUGGUGUGUUAAGCAGGGGCACAGGGUUAAUUCUGUCUGAAUGCGGUCGUUAUUAAAUUAUUAUUUCUGUGCGGCCCGGUAGCAAAUGCGCCACGGACUGGUACCGGUCCGCGGCCCGGCAGAUGGGGACCCCUGCUUUACACGGCUAUUAUAACGCCCCCUAUUCCUUGAAAUAGGAAAAGUCGGUGUUUUCUUGUGCAAUAAUGAAAAAUAAACGUAUUGGUGCUUAGGACUAUAGUACAUAUGCUUGCCACUUUUCAGUUCCUGACAGCGUCUACGUCAGGCAAGGGCGUAGGUUUGGGCUCAACGUUACUAGGCACGAUAUAACAGCAUGACUUGCAUAUACACUUUUUGCUGGGGACGGGACAUUAAUAAGACCAAACUGAUUAUUGAACGGGCGUCAGGGCCACAUUUCUCACAAAUAUGAACCUAAUUAAUUGAUAGGUGAAAUGAUCAAAGCAAAAUAAAUUUAUAUUGACAAAAACUACUAGAGAAACAUUUUGAAGUGCGAGUCCCUUUAUUAAAAAUGAGUGCUAUCCAAGAAUGGGUUCACUUUUGGGGGGACACUGGAGCACCCCUAGACUCAAACUCUUACAAGUAUUGUAAUAUAAAAGUGAUUUGGGGGAAAAAAAUCAUGAAAAAAAUAGUUUUGCAAGUUAGCAAUUUCAUAUUGAUUAAUGCAAUGCUAACUCUGAUGCAGGUCUGACUUUUAGUAGCACAAACAUUGACGUCUUUUUACAUUACUUACAGUGGCUUGUGCUAGCUAAAAAAAAAUUCUUACAUCCCUUCUCUUCGAAGGGUAUGGGGGAGGCGACAUGUUUCAUUUCUGUCGGUGGGGUUGUGUGAGUGUGCAUCUGCGUCUGUGUAGCUGGAGGAGGGGUCGAGGGCUCAAGUCACCAGCCAAUCAAACGUGCUGUUGAGGGGGAAAAAAUGGACCGGCACAUUCAGUAAGUGAAAAGGGAUAAAUGGAAGUCUAAACUUAAUGAAAAUAAUUCACUAAUGGUAUGGUAUAUUCUAUCCUUACAACAAAUGGGAAGGGAGUCUAAAUUACCCAUACACUGGAACUCGUUAUAUAAUAGUUAGUGGGGACAAUUUGAGCAUCCUGAAAAGUUGGUAGCGUUAUGUCCCUACCGUCCCUAAGCAAACCUACGCCCUUGACGUCAGGCUACUGGCUCAUCCUGAUUUGUGCUCGCCGUGGACCGCUCAUCAUACUGGGCUGACACUAGUGUGAGUAGGCCUCAAGUAUUAAAAUAUCUCUGCCAGCUGGUUGUCUGAAGGGGGUCUGCAAAUUGUCCACACCCCGUGCCCUGGUCACAUUUGUUCCGCCACUGAGUAGUUCAAAUAGAUUGGACUUCUACCACGGUCAAUGGAAGGCAAUAAAUUAACCCAUGCUGUAAACCCACCCAAGUGUAAAUAUGAUGGAAUCUUAUUUCCCCAUAACUAAAAUGUAAAAAAAUAAAAAUAAAAAAAUACCAUUACAAAGAAGCGCUUGUCGUGGGGCGUGGUUUGCAUGAGGUCAACGCCUUGACGUCACCGGUCGGGGCUUUCCUCCAUGACGUCACGCGGCGGCGGGGAGAGCUGGAGCUGCGGCUAUUGCACACCGCCAGAGCACCGCGCUCGCUCACCGGGAGCAUCGAUUUUUCAGGCCGCUGUCAGCCUCCGACAGGCGGGCUCGCGAAGCAGGAGGCGUCGGUCCUGGAGCUUUUUCUGCGUUGGAGCGGGCAAAGGAGGGAAGCCCACGCGAGACGCCUUCGUGGGGGAAAAGCUGAACUUGUGCAACACAACAUGCCUACUGUCCACCGCAGUUUGAUGGUGUUCUCAACAUUAAAAGAGAGUAAAUCUCAACCGCAUCUCUCCCUCUCUGUCACAUCAGCGACACGGUGCAUUCAGUGCAUGAGACGUGUGACCAGCAAACAGCAAGACGAAGGAUCUCCCCUAAGCAAGAAGUACGUGGACUAUUUUGCCUAUUCUGGGGUUUUUUCCCCACACUGAAAGAUCAUCAACACUGGAGAUGUGAGAUUUUCUUCAGUUGUCUUUUGGUUUCUCGCUAAAAGUCGCCAAGAGGAAGUUUUGUUAUUCUUCUUGGUCUCCAACUGUGACUCUUUUGGGCUAAAAAUGGGCUCGGAGAAAGACUCGGAGUCACCGCACUCUUCGCUGAGCGGCGUCCCCAACCCAAAGUGCCGAGUGGCUGGAAAACGUCGGCGCCGCAUCUCCUUCCAGAGCCUCUUCCACGGCAAACGGGGCUCUCGGGCGGCCAAAGGCGCUAAAGGAGGGGCUGCCACCCCACUAUCCCACCUUCACUACGCACAGCAGCAGCUUCUACCGUCGACUGCCUUGAGCCCGGCCGCCUUGGCGCCGCUUGCACCCGUGGCUACCAACGCCCCGGGCCCCGAGGACGUGGCCCCCGGCAGCCCCUCCGGGCAUCUUUCCUCCAGCCAAGCCUCCUUGGGCGGCGAGGCCCCUUCAGGGGACGGCGAUUUCCUGGAGUGCCCCCUGUGCCUGGUGCGCCAGCCGGCCGAGCAGCUGCCAGAGCUGCUGGGCUGCAGCCACCGCUCCUGCCUGUGCUGCCUGCGCCAGUACCUGCGCAUCGAGAUCACAGAGAGCCGUGUCCAGCUCAGCUGUCCCGAGUGCGCCGAACGGCUGGCGCCCCGGCAGGUGGCCGACAUCCUGGAUGACGCGGCCUUGCUGGAAAAAUACGAGGAGUUUCUGCUUCGCCGCUGCCUAGCCUCUGACCCCGACUGCAGGUGGUGCCCGGCGCCCGACUGCGGGUUUGCCGUGAUCGCCUCGGGUUGCGCCAGCUGUCCUCGGCUGGUGUGUCGGCGCGAGGGAUGCGGCGCGGAGUUCUGCUACCACUGCAAACAGGCCUGGCACCCCAACCAGACCUGCGAUUCCGCCCGGCAACAGCGGGCACAGUCGCUCCACACGCACAGCACCCACUCGCCAAGCUACACCCAGGAGCAGGGACCUGCGGACGACAUCAAGCCGUGCCCGCGCUGCGGCGCCUACAUCAUCAAGAUGAACGACGGCAGCUGCAAUCACAUGACGUGCGCCGUGUGCGGCUGCGAGUUCUGCUGGCUCUGCAUGAAGGAAAUCUCAGACCUGCACUACCUCAGUCCGUCCGGCUGCACCUUCUGGGGCAAAAAGCCGUGGAGCAGGAAAAAGAAGAUUCUGUGGCAACUGGGCACGCUAAUCGGCGCCCCCGUGGGCAUCACGCUCAUCGCCGGCAUCGCCAUCCCCGCCAUGGUCAUUGGCAUCCCCGUUUACGUCGGACGCAAGAUCCACGCUCAUUACGAACUGAAGAAGACACCUCGCCACCGCAGGAACUUGGCCAUCACGGGCGGCGUCGCCUUGUCCAUACUUACCGCACCCGUCAUUGCGGCCGUCAGCGUUGGCAUCGGCGUGCCCAUUAUGUUGGCGUACGUUUACGGUGUGGUCCCCAUCUCGCUGUGCCGAGGAGGCGGCUGCGGCGUGAGCAGAGGAAAGGGUCGGGGAGUUCGAAUCGAUUUUGAUGAGGACGACGGACCGAUUACAGUUGCAGAUGCAUGGCGAGCUCUUAAAUCACCAAGCUUGGGUGAGAGCAGCCUAGAUGGCGCGGCGAGCGGUCUGAGCACCACCUCCCCCAGCGAGGGGCUCUCGGUGGUGCCGGGGACAGUGGGGGACACGCCCCACUUCAACACGCUAGCCAGUGGCGCUCUAGGGGCCCGCACUGGCAAAUACAGCAGGCUGGAAGUCCAGACAGCGGAGUUGGCCAAGGAGUCGGCCCAGAAGGAGACGGGCAGCUUGGGGGCGGGCAGCGACUGCGCUAGUACGCGGGGGAUGGCCGGCUCAAUCAUCUCUUCUUACACGCUGCCUGAUAGGGAGUGCACUAAUCUGGAAAUCCAAGUGGACAUCGAGACCAAACCCAGCCAUCUCUGCCUGACCAGCGAGGAGGACCUGACUCCGGCUGUGGCCGCGGCGAGCGUUUCGGGAGCGGAGGAGCCCCUGGACUGCAGCUCCAGACGAGGUGGCGCGCCGGGACUGUCGCCGGGCGGAUCGGUGCGUGACGUCACCUUGGCCCAGCCGGAGAGCAUCCGCAGCGACCUGGAGAUGUCCGACACGCAGUCGGACGACAUCGCCGAGCUGACGUCGGACGACUGCGACUCGCCCAGGCCAAAGGGACCUCCACCCGCGCGGGCGGGCUCAUGCCGGGCCCUGAGCACUCCCGCCGAAGGCCUUCGCUGUCCCGCCGACGCCAACGUCGUCCUAAGCCUGGACAACCUCGCGUCCGGCUGACAAUCACCUCAUUGUCAGAGUUCUACCUCUGAAAUUCACACGAGGGUGUUUAACCCGCGGUGCAAAAACGCCUUGGCUACUACUAAACCACACACAAGAGGUACAAGUUUUACACAGAAGUGGGUGAAAGGGCGGGAGUCAACAAUUCUUACGUUUGGAACGUACAUGUGCGAGUGUAGGAACCAUUGUGGCUUUAUUUUCCUCCUCUCCCGUUCUAUUUGACUUGCGAUUGUGUUCUCUGUUGCGUGCAUGAGAGCGCAUGAGCACCCCCGUGUGGAAUGUUUUUCAACCACAAUACAAAAAGAACAAUUCAAGAGUCAAUAAUAUUGUGCAAGAGGACACAUUUUGGUGUAUACACUGGCGCCUGGAGAUACGAGUGACUGGACCUAGGAAUUUUUCCACUCAUGAGUCGUUUUAAUAGUUGAUUUGCUUUGAACUGAGAGCAAAAAUUUGAGAUAAGAGCACAGUAUGUUGGAAGUGAAUUU